UCCACCCACAAAAACCUCACUGGCUGCCCAAACCCAUUUGAAUCUGAAAAACUUCAGAUCAAGCUGCAUCACAGUCGAGCUCACUGGGGUCCAUCUGAAGUCUGACGUGCCAGCAGCAGCCAAUCUUGGACUCUUGUCAGGAUGCAAAUCAGGAGACUCCAGAUGCUGUUUGGCGUAUUUGUAUUGUCUGUAGGGUUUUGGCUGGACAUAGGAGUGUGCACUGCAGCGCAAUCAGAGAUGAGAAUCACAACCAUAAAGCAAGAGCCAUAUGCAAUGUCCAAAGGUGCACAACUGGAGGGCUUUUGUAUGGACCUGCUGUCUGAAGUAGCCAAGAAAGUGGGCUUCAAGUACAAAGUGCAUCUGGUGAAAGACUCUUCAUAUGGCAGACAGGAUGAGAGCGGGAACUGGAAUGGGAUGAUUGGAGAGGUGGUGAGAGGGGAGGCCGACCUUGCGAUUGCUCCGCUGACUCUCACUGCAGCUCGGGAGAAAGCAGUGGGGAUGACCAAACCGUUCAUGCAGACAGGAAUCAGCAUCCUGCUGAGGAAGGACAUCUCAGAGGGAGCAGGCUUCUUUGAUUUCCUGACUCCCUUUACAGCCGAGACCUGGAUCGGCAUACUCAUUGCCUACCUGGGGAAUGCUGUUUGUAUCUUUAUAGUUACCAGACUCAGCCCAUGCGAGUGGAGUCAGCCUCAGACUGAGCAGAACAGAUUCAGCCUCCUCCACAGCCUGUGGUACACAGCUGGAGCUCUGACUCUACAAGGUGCUGGCCCUCACCCCAAAGCUCUUUCAGGACGCGUCAUCUGCUGCAGCUGGUGGUUAUUUACCAUCGUCCUCCUGGCUUGUUAUUUCUCCAACCUCAACUCCUCUAAGACCUCUGAGUCCACUCACCUGACAGUGAAAGGGUUUGAGGACUUGGCCAAUCAGGACAUGAUUGAGUACGGCUGUUUGGCCGGCUCCUCCACUCUUUCCUUCUUCAAGAAUUCAAACAACCCAGUGUACCGCAGAAUCUAUGAGCACAUGGAGAGAACUAAGAGUUUUGUGUCAUCUAUGGACGAAGGGGUCCGACGUGCAAAAGAGGGAAACUUUGCCUUCAUUGGAGAGUCUGUUUCUUUGGACCUGGCAGUAGCACGUUAUUGUGAGCUGGUCAGAGCACAUGAAGUCGUUGGAAUGAGGGGAUACAGCAUCGCUGCCCCCCUUGGCUCACCCAUCAUAAAGAACCUCAGUGUGGCCAUCCUUCAGCUGAGUGAGGCGGGGGAGCUGGCUUACCUGCGAAGCAAAUGGUGGGCCAGCAGCUGCCUAGCAAACAGGGCCAAGUCUUCAGCUGUGCAGCCACACAGCCUCAAAGGGAUGUUUCUGGUUCUUUCCCUGGGCCUGGGGCUGGGUGCACUGCUGGCUGUCCUGGAGCUCACCUCCAAGAGCCGCAGAAGUGCAGCUGAGCAGAAGAAAUCCUGCUGCUCUGUGCUGACUGAAGAACUGAUUCUGCGCUUGAGGACCAGCGAUGCAAACAAACCUCAAGAAAAUGUUGAAAAAGAUAAAGAAAAAGCAUAAAAAUAUCUGAGAAACAUUUUUUAACAAGUGUGAACAUUUUUUAGUUUGAUAGUUUGAUAGUUGUUUGAGAAAUUGUUCUAAUAUUUGACAGAAACAUUAACUUAUUUGUAGGUUUUAAUCUUUCCUCACAGAGAUGCAUCAGAUAAAAAAAAACAAACAAACAAAAAAAUGAAAAAUAAAAUGACUCACAUUUUAGUAAAAUAAUGAAUUUAUUAAUUUCAAUGUGUGAAUGCUACAAUUUCAAUGAAAAAGCAAACAUUAUAGUUUAAAUAUUGUUAAAAAAAACACUUAUUAAAAUGAUCAAUGUUUACAGUUUGACUAACAGAUAGUGCUCAUACUUAGUUUUUUUUUACAUUUACUGUUACGAUUUUACAACUCUGCAUCAUGCUGUUUUGUACAGUUGGCAAUGGCAUCAUAUGAUUUCUUUUUAAAAACUAUUUUAUGCAUACAAAUGGUGCUGAUUGUAAACAUUACAGCAGGCCUAAUGCAAUAAACACUGUCUAAUUGUGUAA
Messenger RNA from Epinephelus lanceolatus (giant grouper), 2060 nucleotides. RefSeq names its product glutamate receptor, ionotropic, kainate 6 (gene grik6). The record is from RefSeq and is a predicted model, not a curated record. Gene Ontology annotation, molecular function: signaling receptor activity; ligand-gated monoatomic ion channel activity. NCBI's taxonomy places the organism in Eukaryota, Metazoa, Chordata, Actinopteri, Perciformes, Serranidae. Gene Ontology annotation, cellular component: membrane. Gene Ontology annotation, biological process: monoatomic ion transport.